Marasmius oreades (fairy-ring Marasmius) is the source of this 2376-nucleotide messenger RNA. RefSeq lists its product as uncharacterized. The transcript is spliced from 12 exons. Gene Ontology annotation, cellular component: cytoplasm. Gene Ontology annotation, molecular function: ATP binding; ATP hydrolysis activity. Lineage: Eukaryota; Fungi; Basidiomycota; Agaricomycetes; Agaricales; Marasmiaceae. The coding region runs from base 34 to 2376 and encodes 780 amino acids. The record is from RefSeq and is a predicted model, not a curated record.
ACCGCACCGCAUGUUGCCGUACAUGUGUAAGCGAUGUUGAUCUCGACUAGAAAAUUUACGGUCGCUGUCCACUCUGAGGGGUCUUCACGCGCAGCUCGACGCGUUCUUUUCAACGCUGACCUCGUCAAGACUCUAAAGUUGACCACCGGGGAUGCAGUGGUCAUCUCCGGUUCAGAUGACUUUGCAAUAUUUGCGGUUGGUGUUGUGUGGCCUUCAUUAGAGCAAGGACAAGAUACUAUAUCGAUUUCGACAUCUCUACUCCUCACGGCUCGGCUUCAAAUCGGAGAGCAUGUAAAGGUGCAUCCUUUAUUCGCCAAUUCAAAGGUCUCAGUCAUACCUCCGCUUGGUGAUAUCAAAGAAGCAGCUAUCGUCCGUCUGAGGGAACUAUCUCCACCAUCAAAACGGCAAUCUAAAAUUUCGCAACCAGAAAAGGACUGGCUUCCGUUGGCUCUUAGGGAAGCUUUAGUGAACCUCAAAUAUAUCACGACAAGUCAAACUAUAGAAGUUGUAUACGAAGGAAGGCCACGACGCUUUACUCUUGUGUCUGCUUCAUCUUCAGAAAAUGAUGUCGUGGUGGAUUUGGCAACUCGUUUGGAGAAGCUAAACAUCGCUUCACCCCACGGAGCUAGAGUAUGGACAAUCGGGUGGGAUUCAACUGUCAAAAUCGCAGACAACGAUCGUUCGGAGGAAGAAAAUGAUCAAGGAUCCCGAAAGCCGGUUGUCGAGAUACUCGAUGCCAAAGAGAGUGAAGAUCCGUACGAAUCCGUUGGAGGUCUUAGCAAGCAAAUCAGAGAGAUCAAAGACCUUCUCGAAAUACCAUUAUCCCGACCUGAUUUAUUCCGAUACCUCGGACUCAAACCUCCUCGUGGAAUACUCCUUCAUGGACCUCCUGGAACAGGGAAGACUCACCUCGCCCGUGCCAUUGCCGCGUCAACGAAAUCGUCAGUUAUGGUGGUCAAUGGCCCGGAGCUUUCUUCCGCUUUUCACGGAGAGACAGAAUCAAAAUUGCGCAAUGUAUUCAAGGAGGCUAGAGACAAAUCGCCUUGUAUAGUUGUGUUGGACGAAGUCGAUGCAUUGGUCCCGCGUCGAGAGGAAGGCGGUGGCGGUGAGGUUGAGAAAAGGGUGGUCGCUACCCUAUUAACGAUUCUUGACGGUAUGGAAGACGAUGACUGUAGUCAAGGAAGAGUGGUUGUCAUCGGAACAACAAAUCGUCCAAAUGCCAUUGAUCCUGCACUUCGACGGCCUGGUAGGUUUGACAGAGAGAUCGAAAUUGGUAUUCCCGACAGUGACGCUAGGCUGUCUAUCCUCGAAGUCUUGUUGUCAAGAACGCCUCACUACAUCGCCCGUGAAGAGCUUCGCGCCAUAGCCGCCCGCGCUCAUGGAUACGUUGGAGCCGACCUUGGCGCCGUAGUCCGUGAAGCUGGAACUGCAGCAAUCAAGCGCUGGCUAGCCAGUCCGACCGAGACGGAAAAGCCAGAGUUCACCUCCUCAGACUUGUUAUCAUCUCUCCCUGCCGUUCGUCCUUCCGUGAUGCGGUCUUUGUUCGUUGAUGCACCACCAGUUCGAUAUUCAGAUAUCGGUGGUCAAGCUCAUGUCAUUGGAAAGCUUCGAGAAUCCGUGGAAUGGCCUUUAUUACACCCUGAAGCCUUCCAGCGACUGGGAAUCAAACCGCCAAAAGGGGUCCUACUGUACGGGCCUCCCGGCUGUUCCAAAACUGUACUUGCAAGAGCUUGUGCAUGUGAAAGUGGCAUUAACUUCCUUGCUGUUAAAGGUCCUGAACUGCUAAAUAAGUAUGUCGGGGAGUCUGAACGGGCAGUUCGUGAAAUAUUUAAAAAGGCGAGGGCUGCUUCACCCUCCAUCAUAUUUUUCGAUGAAAUAGAUGCUUUGGCUUCGUCGCGAAUAGCAUCGAGCCACGAUUCAGGCUCUUCACAUGAAGGAGUGCUAACUAGUCUACUCAACGAAAUGGACGGCAUCCAGGAACUAGUUGGAGUCACUAUCCUUGCAGCGACUAACAGACCGGAAUCAAUUGACCCUGCCCUGAUGCGCCCUGGUCGCCUGGAUCGUAUUCUUUAUGUCGGUCCUCCUGAUCGACAGGGAAGGGAAGAGAUAUUCAGGAUUCGAUUACGAAGCAUGAAAGUAGACGAUAAUAUCGAUAUCGCAGAACUUGCGGCACUGACGGACGGAUGUUCUGGGGCAGAGCUGACUGCCUUAUGCCAAGAGGCUGCACUCCUCACUAUGCAGCGAGACUUGAGCGCACUAUCUGUUCCCCAUCAAGCGUUCGUCACCGCCACGAAAUCUAUACAACGUCAGAUCACACCAGCCGUUCGCCAGAAAUUCGAGACUUGGCGGGUACAAAGUGGGUUAACAAGUGCAUGA